CGCUGCUGCCGCCAUCUAACGGUCCGGCAGUCGUGUGCCUGACGCCGCCGGUGCUGCCGCCGCUUCAGCCCAGAGUUCGAGAAUGAUACCACACAGCGCAGUUCUGCUGUUCGCUGUGAUGGUGACAGCAGAAUACAUCCCUCCUGGACCUCGUUACAGGUGUCCUGAAAAUGGUGUAAUGCUGUAUCCUUGCAAAUGCUCUAAGGAAAGUGAUCAAGGCCUGAGUAUACAUUGUGAGAACACAAAUUUAGCAGCAAUGGCUGUAGGUUUGGCCAACGUCGCUGCCCUCCGAUCUCCUAUUGAGGAACUGGUGUUGUACGAGUGUAAUAUUGGUCGGCUUUAUGGACCAAUGCUGUAUCCUCUUCGUGUCCGUAUUUUGAAAAUCAUUGAUACACCAUUAAAAACCAUUGACCAAUAUGCAUUUCUCGGAAUAAACAGAACAAUGCAACAGCUUCAUUUAAUCAAUUCCCAGCUGGAGCAUUUUCCAGUUGAAGCGUUUCAGAUUCUUGGUAACAUUUCCGUACUAGAAAUUGAUAACCACAAUAUGAAAAAGUUACCACAGAAUGCAUUUUCUGCAGGCUUGCUUCCAAAUCAUUUGGAAAAACUGCAUAUUACAAAUGGACUUAUCACUGAUAUUCCUGCAGAUGUUUUUGUAGCACUGAGGAAACUUAAGAAACUUGAUUUGCAUGGUAACAGAAUAACACAGCUGCGCAAAAAUCAGUUUAAAGGACUUAGAGACACAGAAGUGCUUGAUUUGUCACACAAUAACAUAACAAAGAUAGAUGCAUCACAAAUUGCUGAUCUUCCAAAGAUGGGCUGGUGCAACCUGUCUCAUAAUGCACUUACUGAGUUGACAAGGGGAGCAUUUGCUCGUAAUGCUGUCCUCAAGGUUCUAAACCUGAAUCACAAUAAGAUAAAGAAACUUGAUGCAAAUACCUUCCGUGGCAUGAGGUUUAUACGUCAUCUUUUCAUGAGUGAUAACAACAUCACAGAUGUUGGAAGAGGGACAUUUGGUUCUGUACCAAAAAUAGGCAUCAUUAAUCUUGCAAGAAAUUAUAUUAAAAAGAUUGAUUACCAGAUGUUUCAACAGCUUCAGUACGUUGAGGUCAUAGAUGUUUCAGAAAAUAAAGUAAAAGUAAUCGAGAAACUUGCAUUCAAAGAUCUUUAUCUAGUGAAGAUUAAUAUUUCGCACAAUGAAAUUGAAAAAAUUGAGGGUGGAGCAUUUGAGCAAUGUUCAAACAUAAGCCUCCUUGACUUAUCACACAAUAAGAUACAGUACAUCCCCUCAAAAGCUUUUGAUAGUGCUUCAUAUGCUAUUGACUUUAAUCUUGCUUACAACCAACUCACAAAUCUUUCUCAGGUCCCUCUUCAAAAUAUGACUGGGUUGAAGAUACUAAAUGUUUCUUAUAAUAUGUUGGAAAGUAUACCAAGAAACUCAUUUCCUAAACUCUAUGAGCUUCACACUGUUGAUUUAAGCCACAAUCAAAUCACAGAAAUCUGGAACUCGGUUUUUCAAACACUAUUCAGUCUCAGAUACUUGAAUCUCAGUCACAACUCUUUAGAGGUCAUUAAAGGUUCCACAUUUGGUGCUUUACACACACUACUUGAACUUGAUGUUAGCAAUAAUAACAUAUCUGAUGUUAAUCGUGCUUCCCUGGCAAGACUAGCAUCAACAAGAACUCUCAGGCUCAACAACAAUAAAAUCCAAAAAAUAUUUCAGUUGCCCAUCUCACUAGCUCAUCUUGACCUUAGCAACAAUUCGAUUGAAUCAAUUACACCCCUUACAACAUGGCCAACAAUGAAUUCCUUACUGUCUCUUGACCUCAGUCAUAAUAAAAUUGGAGAUUCUCUCGAAACAGGAGCAUUCACCAACCUACUGACAUUGCAGAAACUUGAUUUGAGCUUCAAUAAUGUAUCAAAACCUCCAUUUGAAGCUCUGUCUGGUCUGACAACUCUUCAGUAUCUGAAUCUGAAGAACAAUGAAAUAAAGUCCCUUGGCAGAGGUGCAUUUGGAAGGCUACCAGUAGUGUUUGAUUUGAAUUUGGCCCACAAUAAAUUAAAUAACAUUUCUAAAAAUGCAUUUGAGGGGCUUCUUCAAUUGCUGACUCUAAAUUUAACUGCAAACAAUUUAACUCACAUUCCAAAUGGAGCUUUCUUAGGUCUGGUUUCAUUACGCACAUUAGACCUUUCACACAACUACCUGGAGAAGUUAGAUAACAAGACACAUGGUUUAUUGGAUGACUGCCUCUCACUAGAAAGAGUGAAUUUGAGUAACAACAAGAUAUCCUCCAUAACAAGAAAAACAUUUCCUAGCAAUCCAUGGAUACCUUAUCGUUUGCAAGAAAUUGACCUUAGCUAUAACACAAUGCCAGUACUGUCAUAUGAUAUAACAUUUGGGACUAAGAAGCUACAGUUGCUUAAUGUGAGCCACAAUCUUAUAAAUGAGAUAAGGACAAAUGCACUUGGAAACUUGACAGCACUUAAAGUGCUUGAUUUGUCACAUAAUGAACUAACAGAUUUGCCAGGAAAUGUGUUUGGGCCACCACCAAAUCUGACUACAUUGUAUCUGUCAUACAACAAAUUAAAGAACUUGCCUCUAAAGCAAAUAUCUUCUUUAAAAUCACAGUUAUUACAUAUAGAUGCAAGGAAUAAUGAAAUAAGAGAAUUUCCAUAUGAGAUCAUGCCAUUAAUUAAGAAUGGAACUGAUUUGCUAUUUUCAGGAAAUCCUUUAUCAUGUAACUGCCAUGUGCGUCCAUUGAAGCACUGGAUGUCAUCACAGCUUAAUGUCAAACAGCACUGGGAAGAUAUUCGCUGUGCUCAACCAGAAUAUCUGUUCAACCAAUCUCUUAGUAGUGUCAGUGAGGACAAGAUGACCUGUGACUCUGAGCGAGAAUAUAAAAAUGAUCCUGCCUUUGAUGUCAAUCCUGAUAUAAAAUUCAGAAAUGUUAAAAAGAAUGAAAAGGGUGACCUUAGCCUGGCAUGGUAUGUGUCAAGUACUGAAGACAUUGGUGACUUUCACUUGCUAAUGAGAGAUCUGCCUAAUAUGCAAUCAAAUGAAAGCACUAAUCAACACCUACUUGUACAGAAUUUGUUUGAGAAAGACUUAUCCUACAUAACACGUAGCUAUGUUGUGAAAGAUUUACCCAAACGACAUGGUGACCUACAAAUGUGCUUGUUAGCAAGAGACAGUGAAGGGAACAUUCGUAAAUGGAGGAUGAGUCAGUGUGAGCGUGUUCCUAUGGACGGUUCUAUUAGUGCCUUAUCAGCAGCACUUCCAUUACCAAGUACUAUGACAUUAUUAUUUUUUGCAGUAUAUGCCAUAUUCAGGUUCUGAUAAUAUCUUAGUUAUCUUUCACAUAGUCAUAUUAUACAAAGACAUUUUUUUCUGGCAACGUUUGGUCAUACUCUUGAUUAAUAAAAUUCAUUUAAAUCUUUGCCUUCAGUACUAUCCCAUUGAUUUUAUGAACUUUAAAAGGCUUUCUAGCAUCAGCUUAAGAUACAAGUUAAUUCUUAGCUUUAAAUUAAAUUGACCUUAUUUACUUAACAGAUAAUUAGAAGCAUAACAAAACAUGCCGCUGUGUCAAAAUGUUUGCAUUGGCUGUUAGCUGAUGACAGAAAUAAAUGAAGCUAUGGCUGAUAGCUGAUAAUAGAAAUAAAUGAAGCUACUGUUCUUAAUCUGAGACUAAAGAUGAAAGUAGGCUAUCUCUUCUGAUGAAAUGCCUCAACUAAUCUCCAAAGAAAGAAUUACUGAAAGUUUUUAAUCUGAAUAUGUUAUAAACAGAAGGAAGUUCUUAAAAGUAUUACACACUAAUAUGUGCAUCUGUUAUUGUGACUAGCUGGUAGGUAAAAGUGAUGAAAUACUUAUUAUUUCUCUAAUCUACCUGGUGCAAGCAAAAGUAAAUCACCAGGUGAAAAUAUUUAUCAGUUAAUGAACUUCAUUUUUGUAAUAAACUCGGUAGCAGCAAAAUUCUCUGUUGAUUGACUUAUCAGUUACAGAACAUAAUAUUAUGCCAUACAUGAAAAUAUUUAAACUGCCAGUGUUGGUAAGUAGAGAAGACUUUCAUAAGAAUAUUUUAAAGAGGAAUGAAUAUGAUAGUUCAGUCGUUUAUUGUUGCUGUUGAUCAAUGACAACUGUUAUUUUAGAAACUAAAAUCACAUAUGGAUUUGAUGAAUUUGUAACAUAUCUUUUAUGUAGAUUGGUACAAAAAGGAGACAUAUAAACUUAAGUGCUCCAUAGCCUGUCAGCUGUAUGCUUUCCUAUUUUUCAAAUCCUUCACAUGUACACAGUAAAAUCUAGAGUUAUCAGGCCCGUACACCCAUCCAAGAGUUAGAUCACUUAUUACAGCAAAUACAGAAAUAAAAUAAAUGCAUAAAAAGAUAUCCUUGCAUUUAUAAUUGUUAUUUUCUUCUUCAUAGUGAAAAUAGAGGAAGAUGUGAGAAGUAGUAAAGGACAGCCAGGUUACUUAGAACCUAGUUUGAUGGAGUGCUCAUUUUCUCCUACAUACUCCACACACCUCAAAAGUCCUUCUCAAUCCAGGCUCUGAAUGAAAUACCUCAAAUUUUCUAUAUCUAUCACAUUAUUUUUCAGAUAGAAGAAGUAAGCUACAUUAAAAAGGAACUAGCACUUUGUUACUAGAGAGAGGUAGAGAAAAUAUAUAUAUGGGUAUUUCUAUUAUUUGUAUUUGAACUGGCAUUUCAUGACAGUCAGUACUAACCAACCCAUCUUACUAUACCAGUAUGUAUUUGUUUUUCCUUAACUGAAACUCCUCAAAUUAUACAUGACAGCCUUUGUUACAACUAAAAACACCUGUAAUGAUAAGCAUAACAAGGAGCUGAAGUUGGAGCUGGUUUUUUUCUGUUACUGUAUCAAAGUAGAGCAGAUAAUUACCAAUGGAAGUUACAAAGAAAUUAGAUGAUAUAAAAGUGGAGUAGACACAUCAUCUAGAGCUCAGAGAUGAUAGCGCUUUUUCACAUUCAAGGUACCCCCCCCCCCCCCCCUGCUGUUUGUUCAGUUGUAGCAAGUUCUAAAUAUUGAAAAUAGCAAUGGAUAUUACAUAUUUAAUAAGUCAUCUUGUUGUCUUGCACAUUAAUAUAAUUACAUUUCCCUUCUCAUAAGAUAACAUUAAAACAAUAUUGUCACAUGGUCUUUUGCAAGUCAUUUCAUUAUGUGAUGGAUCAUAAACUAUUUGGGGAUGUAGAAGAGAGAAUAAACAUAUUUUUGUGAAACACUGUCUAUCAUAGAUGUAAUAUGAAAAAACAUCUGUUACUGUCACAUGCAAAGGUCAUAAAUUGUACAACAAUGAACAACUCUGGUUUAUUUGUUGUAACCACUGCCCAUCUUUUGCAGGAGAUUUUAUUUGCUUCACAUAAUUAUACAUGUGUAAUUGAAACUGCUGAGUGUGACAUGUACCAUGCAGUUUCAUUCUGAUUUAGAGGGUAAUUGAUAUAAUAAAGUCUUUAGAUGUGCUAUAAGCAGGUUGUAAGAUACUAGUUGGUUAUAAUGAAAGUGCAGCUACUCACAGAGGUUGAGUUCACACUGCAGUUGUAUGGCAGGCAGUGAAACUCAGUAGAUAUGCUAAUGCAUUAUUGCAGAACCAAUUUACACUGGAAAAAAAGUUCCAAUUUUGGCCACCAGGUGCAAAUCUGACCCUGUACAGCAUCUCGUCAAUGCCAUCGGUGCUCAUACUGCUGAACAAAUUGUUUACAGGCCCUUAAUAGUAAAAUUGACAUUAUGCUUUUCUCACUUGUUUGACCUUUCCAGACCUAGACCCAUUUCUAAUCCAUUACAUGUGGAAAAAUUUCUAUACGUCACUCUCACAUUCAUAGUACCAGAUUUGCAACUGGUGGCCAAACCUGGAACUAAUUUCUUCCAGCAUAAAUCAGCUCUGCAUUAAUGCAUUAGAAUAUGCACUAAGUUUCACUGCCAUCUGAUAAUUACAGCCCACAUUGGACUUCUGUGAGUAGCUACACUUUAAUUCAAACCUCCUAAUACUUUCUACAUGCUGGAAGAAAUGUAUAGGCCUACUAGUGCACCUAAUUCAGUGCCAGAAAUGUUGUUAAUAUGUGUUAAUCUCAAUAUAAGAACAAGGAAGUAUUAUUCAGUACCAAUUUGUGGGGAAAAUUAAAAUGAUUUACAACAAAUAUUUUGAAAUGCCAGUGAACGUUUUAUAGGAGGACUGUCUCAGUAAAUAAAAAAAAAUGUAUGGUUGUCAUUUGCAAUAUACUCAAAGGCAAAGCUCAAGCUGUUAUAAAAAUACUUAAGGAUCUGAUCAUAUUCUUACUAUUUUAAGUGAAGCUAUUAUUACCUAUCAUUUAACUCAUACUAGUCUUCGGAAAGGUCACAGUUUGUUUAGAGAGAGUACUUUACUGUUUGUAUAUAAUGCAUAUAGUUUGUAAAGAAAUUGUAAUUGACUGAUAAAAGUGUAUGCUGUAUUUAUAAAGUUUUACAGAAUGUAGAAUAUUCGAAUAUGUACAUGACUGUAUCAAUAAUUUAUUGUUAAUUUGUACAUAUAUCUGUUACUGUGUACAUAACAAGUAUUUAAACUGUGAAUGGAAAAUAAGUGAAUAAAGAAGUUUGUUUCCUGGAA
This is a messenger RNA of Schistocerca cancellata (South American locust), 6587 nucleotides long. It is a transcript of the gene conv, whose product is annotated as toll-like receptor 7. Lineage: Eukaryota; Metazoa; Arthropoda; Insecta; Orthoptera; Acrididae. The coding region runs from base 83 to 3334 and encodes 1083 amino acids. The transcript is spliced from 13 exons. The record is from RefSeq and is a predicted model, not a curated record. Gene Ontology annotation, molecular function: protein binding.